AUGGUGUAUUUGCUGCUGAUAUUUACAAGUGUGGUAUGUACAAUACUUGCCAAAAACCACACAGAUUCAGACAAACUUAUCUUAGGCCAGUUUCCAGAUGAGUUCGCGUUUGGUGUGGCUACAUCAGCAUAUCAAGUUGAAGGAGCUUGGAAUGAAGAUGGUAAAGGAAAGAGUAUAUGGGAUGUAUUUUCACAUACACCUGGUAAAACAGUAAACGGUGAAACUGGUGAUGUCUCUAUUGAUCAAUAUCAUAAAUAUAAAGAAGAUAUUCAGAAUAUUAAAUGGCUCGGGGUUACUCACUACAGAUUCUCAAUAGCAUGGACUCGACUGUUACCAGAUGGUACUACAAACAACGUUAGCCAGAAAGGUAUAGAUCAUUAUAACGAUGUUAUCAACGAGCUGUUGAAAUAUAACAUCACCCCGUUCGUCACGUUAUACCAUUGGGAUUUACCACAAGGUCUUCAGGAUCAUGGUGGAUGGGCUAGUGACACUGUUAUUCAGCAUUUCGCAAAUUAUGCAGAUUUAUGUUUCAAAUCGUUUGGAGACAGGGUUAAAAACUGGAUAACAUUUAAUGAACCGUUUAUAACAUCUUGGAUGGGACAUGAAAAUGGUGAAAUGGCUCCUGGUAUUAAAGAUUCAGCUGUUAUGUAUAAAGUAGCUCACAAUCUCAUUAGAUCCCAUGUAGAAGCUUAUUAUUUAUAUAAUAAAACUUAUAAACACGUACAGAAAGGUCAAGUUGGUAUUACCCUAGAUUCGGAAUGGAAAGAACCAGUUACAGAUAGUGAGAGGAACCAAGCAGCAGCACAACGAGCUUUAACUUUUAGAAUUGGGUGGUUUGCUGAUCCAUUGAUCUUUGGGGACUAUCCAGAUCUGAUGAAAGUGAUGAUUGCAUUGAAGAGUAACGCUCAGGGACGAACUACAUCUAAACUUCCACAAUUUACUCAGACGGAAAUAACCAGAAAUAAAGGAACGGUAGAUUUCUUUGGAAUAAACCACUACAGCACAAAUAUCGUAGAACAUCAAAAUAUCGAUAACACGAUAAAUGGAUUUUUUAACGAACAAAAUGUCAAAAAAUGUGGUGUUCUUAACCCUAUUUGCUCUAAAUAUGUAAUGUUUAGGAAUUAUGCAUGGGGAUUAAGAAAACUGAUGAAUUAUAUGAAGAAGACAUAUGGACAUAUUAACAUCUACGUCACUGAAAAUGGACUAGCAGAAUGUGGAACAACAUGGGAUCAACAAAGAAUAGACUACAUCAAAUAUUAUACCAAUAACUUGUUAGAAGCUAUAAAUGAUGGAUGUCCUAUAAAGGGAUAUUUCUUGUGGAGUUAUUCCGAUUCCUAUGAAUGGAAUUCAGGAUAUGGUGUUAAAAUGGGGUUAUUCUAUGUAGACUUCACUCAGCCCGAACUACCCAGAUUUCCAAAAGCAUCGGCUUACUUCUACCAGAAACUGUGUAAAGCGAAAGGGUUUACUCAAGAAAUUCUAGACUUCAGAGUCAGUAAGUGA
Molecule: messenger RNA, 1500 nt
Organism: Lottia gigantea (owl limpet)
Lineage: Eukaryota; Metazoa; Mollusca; Gastropoda; Lottiidae
Exons: 8
Coding region: 1-1500 (499 amino acids)
Biological process (GO): carbohydrate metabolic process
Molecular function (GO): beta-glucosidase activity
Source: RefSeq, a predicted model, not a curated record